This is a messenger RNA of Acyrthosiphon pisum (pea aphid), 1184 nucleotides long. Its product is annotated as glyceraldehyde-3-phosphate dehydrogenase 2-like. Gene Ontology annotation, molecular function: NADP binding; glyceraldehyde-3-phosphate dehydrogenase (NAD+) (phosphorylating) activity; NAD binding. Gene Ontology annotation, biological process: glycolytic process; glucose metabolic process. Gene Ontology annotation, cellular component: cytosol. The record is from RefSeq and is a predicted model, not a curated record. The transcript has 5 exons. Lineage: Eukaryota; Metazoa; Arthropoda; Insecta; Hemiptera; Aphididae. Bases 131 to 1123 code for a protein of 330 amino acids.
UGGAGCGGUCGGCGAACGCGAUAUUACGCCUGUCAAAAAGUUGGUGACAUACCGUCUAUCUAUUAAUUUGCAGUGGUUCCGAUUCGGACGUUUACGGUCGUAGAUACAUGAAUAUAAAAAACAAACGGGCAUGUCAAACAUUGGUAUCAACGGAUUUGGCCGCAUCGGCCGAAUGGUGUUGAGAGCUUUGUUGGAAAAAGGCUCCAAUGUUGUAGCCAUCAACGAUCCGUUCAUCGGUAUCGAAUAUAUGGUAUACUUGUUCAAGUAUGAUUCCACUCGCGGACGUUUCAAAGGCGAAGUUUCUGUUGACAGAGACGUUCUUAUUGUCAAUGGAAACAAGAUAAAGGUGUUCUCUGAACGGGACCCAAAGGCCAUCCAAUGGAGAUCUGCUGGUGCUGAUUAUAUAGUAGAAUCCACAGGUAUGUUCACCACCAUUGAAAAAGCCUCAGCUCACUUGGAAGGUGGAGCCAAGAAAGUUAUCAUCUCAGCACCAAGUACUGAUGCACCAAUGUUUGUUGUUGGUGUUAACUUGGAUGCAUACAAUCCAUCGCUCAAAGUUGUAUCUAUCACUUCAUGCACUACUAACUGCUUGACUCCAUUAGCAAAGGUUAUUCAUGACAACUUUGGAAUUGUUGAAGGUCUUAUGACUAUUCACGCUACCACAGCCCACCAAAAAACUGUUGAUGGAGUGUCUGGAAAAACAUGGCGAUCUAGCAGAAGUGCUACCCAAAACAUCAUUCCUGCUAUAUGUCCUGGAGCAAUCAGGGUUGAUGGUAAGAUUAUCCCAGAUCUUAAUGGAAAAUUAACUGGAAUGGCUUUCAGAGUACCAGUUGCUAAUGUGUCUGUUGUUGAAUUGACUGUAAGACUUUCAAAACCAACAUCUUACCAAGAUAUCAAAGAUAAAGUCAAGGAAGCCGCUGAAGGACCAUUGAAAGGAAUUUUGGGUUACACUGAAGACGAAGUUGUGUCAUCUGACUUUAUUGGUUAUUCAUCAAUCUUUGAUGCUAAAGCAGGAAUUUCAUUAAAUGACCAAUUUUUCAAACUUAUCUCAUGGUUCGACAAAGAAUAUGGUUAUUCCAACCGUGUUGUGGACUUGAUCAAGUACAUGCAGUCUAAAGAUUAAACUGUAGUUUCAAGCUACUACUAUUAAGUUAUGAUAAGUAACUACACAUUUGUGUUUUAGA